GUGAUCCCCUGCUCAAGAUCACAUGGUUUUAAGGGCCUUAAUUUCUCCGUUUAAAUGCAAGGCAUCAAUCCGUCCAUCACCCACCUCUUAGCUAAAGUUGCUCGAUAUUGCACAGAAAACAGAAGUCAAGAAACAUGCUGCCCAUGUUGCCGAGACUUUUCUUUCCACCUCCUUUCUUUAUCAAAGCAAUGUCAGUGAUUUGUGUUCUGUCAUUAGGAAAUGUUGGGCUCUCAGAGAUUAGAGGAAAGCACAUGCAAUACUCCAAAUUCUUGAAUAUUGGUGAAAAGAAGCCCAUCGAAAAAAAGAUUCGAGUCUCCAGUAGAACUGGCAUGCUCAUUGCUUACACGCCAGCAUUUCUUGCCGGUGCUGCUUCGUUCGGGCUCUUCCCAAAUGAGGAUCUCAGGUUUUUGUUGGUCAAAUCCACUCUAACCUUCCAUUUCUUCAAAAGAAUACUUGAGGUGCUAUUCGUUCACAGAUACAGUGGAGGGAUGGAAGUUGAGUCUCUGAUCCCUAUCACUCUUAGUUAUUUCACAUCCUCUGUGUUUAUCAUCAAUGCUCAACACCUAGCACAAGGACUCCCAGAGCCAGAAAUUGAUUUGAAGUAUCCAGGGAUUGCAUUGUUUGUAGCAGGAACCAGUGGUAACUUCUACCACCAUCGUCUCCUUUCAAAACUGAGAAGCAAGGAUGUCAAAGAAUACAAGGUCCCCAAGGGAGGCUUAUUUGACCUAGUGAUUUGCCCUCACUAUCUGUUCGAGAUUCUUGGGUUCUUGGGGAUCUCUCUCAUAGCUCAAACAUUGUAUGCCCUUUCCUUCUUUGUUGGAACAACUCUUUACCUGGUGGGGAGGAGUUAUGUCACUAGAAGAUGGUACCUUUCACAGUUCAAAGACUUUUCCAAGGAUGUAAAGGCUCUCAUUCCUUCUGCAUUUUAAACCUGUACAGAGACGAAAAACAAAUUUGAUGACUUUCCCAAGGAUAUCAACACAAUCAUUCCUUGCUUCUUUUUUUU
Populus euphratica (Euphrates poplar) is the source of this 1006-nucleotide messenger RNA. Its product is annotated as steroid 5-alpha-reductase DET2-like. The coding region runs from base 135 to 929 and encodes 264 amino acids. Gene Ontology annotation, biological process: lipid metabolic process. The record is from RefSeq and is a predicted model, not a curated record. The transcript is spliced from 2 exons. Lineage: Eukaryota; Viridiplantae; Streptophyta; Magnoliopsida; Malpighiales; Salicaceae. Gene Ontology annotation, molecular function: oxidoreductase activity, acting on the CH-CH group of donors.